Molecule: messenger RNA, 264 nt
Organism: Striga hermonthica
Lineage: Eukaryota; Viridiplantae; Streptophyta; Magnoliopsida; Lamiales; Orobanchaceae
Source: the annotation of a GenBank genome assembly
AUCCUGGCCAGAGAUAAAAGCAAACUCAUACAAAAGAAGCUCGAUUUCGAAAAGAACAUGAAGCCAACUAGAACAAGCAAGGAACUCGGCAAAUCCCGACACAUUAGGCAGAGUGCCAACCCAGAUUCCGACGAAUUUCAGUCGGACCAUGGCGAAUUUCAUCACAAAGAUGCUCGGAGAACUCAAAAAAGAAAGAUCUCAAAUGUGGCUGAAGCAGAAGAGUCGCGAGAUCCAAAUUAUCAUGCUGAGGAUGAAAUACACGCU